ACACCUCCUCUUGUUCAGCACCCAAAGUCGAAGGAUAGCUCUGGCCUUUCAAUUGAAGAAAGUGCCAGAUUCGUCACCGUUGUAUAAUAUAACACAAUUCUCAGUUACCCGUAUUUGCGUUGGGACACUUCGGAAUUACCUUCGUUUGAAUGUGAGAGACUUGAACUGGCGUCAAACAUGCGUAAAAAUCAACGCUGUCCAAGCAGGGAACCGCCGAGAAAGGAAUUAUCGCCGCUCUUCUGAAAAGCCAAAAAUUGCCGAUUAUAUUUUUUUUUUGUCAAAUAAGGAAACAUAACACAGCUAGGUGGCUAACGUUAGCUCCGUAGAUAGCUAACUCGCCGACAUAUCUUCACACAAAAAGCAGAAUUACAGUAGAUAAUCAAGAUUGGAACUCCAUUCGCAGCAGCAGGAAAACCUGUAGGCAGCAAUGGGUGCGUUCCUGGACAAGCCGAAGACAGAGAAGCAUAGUGCCCAUGGGGAAGGAAAUGCACUGCGUUAUGGCCUGAGCUCCAUGCAGGGCUGGCGGGUGGAGAUGGAGGAUGCCCACACAGCUGUGGUGGGACUACCCCAUGGACUAACCGACUGGUCCUUCUUUGCUGUCUACGAUGGCCAUGCAGGCUCCCGGGUGGCCAACUACUGCUCUGGCCACUUGCUGGAACACAUCUUAGGGGGAGGAGUUGACUUCAGUUCAGGACCCAGCUCCGUUGAGGGCGUAAAGGACGGCAUCCGCUCGGGCUUCCUGAACAUUGAUGAGUACAUGCGCAGCUUCGCGGACCUGCGGCAGGGCCUGGACCGCAGUGGAUCAACAGCUGUGUGCGUGUUGCUCAGCCCGACCCAUCUCUACUUCAUUAACUGCGGCGACUCGAGGUCCGUGCUGAGUCGAGACGGCAAGGUGGGCUUCUCCACGCAGGACCACAAGCCCUGCAACCCCCGCGAAAAGGAGCGCAUCCAGAACGCUGGUGGCUCGGUCAUGAUCCAGAGGGUAAACGGCUCCCUAGCUGUGUCCCGGGCCCUGGGGGACUACGACUACAAAUGUGUGGACGGUAAGGGCCCCACGGAGCAGCUGGUGAGCCCUGAGCCUGAGGUGUGUGUGUUGGAGCGGGCGCCUGAAGGAGACGAGUUUGUUGUGCUGGCGUGCGACGGAAUCUGGGACGUGAUGUCCAACGAAGAGCUGUGUGAGUUUGUCCGCUCACGACUCAUGGUGUGUGAUGACCUGGAGAAGGUGUGUAACUCAGUGGUGGACACCUGUCUGCAUAAGGGGAGCAGGGACAAUAUGAGCGUGGUGUUGGUGUGUUUACCUGGAGCCCCAAAGAUCUCAGAAGAGGCCAUGAAGAAAGAGGAGGAAUUGGAUAAAUACCUGGAGACUCGUGUUGAGGAGCUACUGGGAAACUGUGGGGAGGCGGGAGUCCCUGACCUGGUGUCUGUCCUGAGGAGCAUCGCCACAGAGAACAUCCCCAACCUUCCACCUGGGGGAGGCCUGGCCAGCAAACGGAGUGUGAUUGAGGCCAUGUACAACAAGCUGAACCCUCACAGAGAAGAGGAAGGGGCCUGUGCGGGGGGAGAGGAGGAGGAGAGUGAGGAGGGAGGUGGCAGCACUGCAGCUCAUCUGCUGGAGGCUCUGCGGCAGUUCCGCCUGCACCACCGGGGGCAGUACCGCUCGGUGCUGGAGGAUUCCCUGGCCGCCUUCCACCUGCCCGGGGAGGAGAGCACUGCCGAGGGAGCCGGGGAGUGCCGGAGGACCUCUGAGGAUGAAGACGACAAAGACGGCCAGGAGCAGCCCGCCUCCCCUACCUCUCCCCCCUCGCCCCCACCCUCACCCGCCAAUGCAGAGCCGGAAGGCAGCCAAGAUGCGCCUGCCCCUGAGUCCAAUCCCUCCUCUAAAUGAGCAUCUCCCAGAUCCGGUCAGAUGUGCUUUGACCUCUCCUUUUACCUUCAUUAUAGAACUUGAAUGGAAAAAAUCUGCCGAUCCAGCUGUAUUUCACGUCUGCUUUUUCCAUUCAUAUAUAUAUAUCACUAAUACAGUGGAAAUAAAAAUGGCCCCUCCUUCCAUUCAAAUUCUGUCUUGGAGCUUCAUACAGUAUAUCCCUCCCCCCCUAAAAAGGACUCUUUCCUUCUCUUCUCUGUCUGUUCCCGCUGAUCACCUUGGCUUGGAUUCCCAAACUGCCAAUUGCCAGCCACUUUAACAGACUGAUGUUUACAACUGAAGAUUAUAACAAAUUACUAUAACAUGCAGAAGUGGCUGGUGAAGCAGAAAUGAACCUUGCACUCCAUGGCCAACAUUUACAAGUAUUGGCUUCUGGCUGACACCCCUCUCCUCCCUUCCCCCCCCCCUUCCCUCGCUAUACCCCCUCACCUGCUUUGCAGCAAAUGAACUGUCAAGGAAAAGGAGAAAAAGACCCUCUGAACUGCAGCUGUGUUCAACACACUGCUCUGUGUUCAGGCUGACCCUGUCUACAGACUCAGAAAGCACUCUUUUGCGUAUAUGUGUGCAUGUCUGUAUGUGUGUGUGUGUAUGUGUGUGGGUUCGAGUGACCAAGAAACACACAGAUCAUCACCACUGAAAUGUGUGUUUUUGUAGUGGGUGAUUUUUCUGAAUGUUAGUCCAUUAAACACCAUUCUCGACGAAGUUAGGUUCAUCAAGGCAGUCAGGGUAGCGCUUAACUGGGCAGUUGACCACAGGGGACACUCUUGCAGGUGGUUUAGUGUGUGUAUGCUUUGAGGUUGAGCUUCUUUUUGGAUUAAAUCAUUCCAUCAACACAUGAACAUAAUUCCAUGUCACAGUAUUUGAAUAUGCUGCCUCAGUUCUGCACAAGAAGGUGGAAAUUUGUUUCUGGUUUUUGUUUCUUUCUGGUGAAUGUAAAUGUGUGAAGAGGGAAAAAACACGUUCACCAUUUUUAGAUGGAAAUAGUUACAACUGUAAUUAAAAUCGCACUGCAAGAAAAAAAUGAACAUUGGGGUGAAACAUGUUUAGAAACCUUCUCUAGUGGGCAAAGCAGCAAUACAAAAGCUUGUGUUGUUUCCAGAUUAAAACGAUUUGUCCAUGGAACAGAAGCUGUCCUUUUUAUAUCAUGCUCUACAUCAAAUUUGACAUGGCUCAACUUUUAUGAGCCUUUUUUUUUUUUUUUUUUACAUGUCGGUGUUAGCUGUUCUAUUAGCAGCUCAAAUCACAGCCACCGUUGUCAUGGCCUUGAUUAAGACCGUCUACUCCACUGGAUGGUAGACAGUCCCAGAUGUCUUCAAAAAAAAGCUCAGAAGCGGGCCUUCGUGUUGCUCUGUAACAGAUGGUUGGAAGUAAACCAGGUUUACAUUUGACACAAAAAAAAACAGUUAAUCUUAACCCUUGAAGAUUUUUCUCUUGUAAAACCAAAUAAACCUUUUUGAAAAGCACUUCAGAUAAAGUGUUAUUCAACUUAAUGGUGUGUAAAAGUUUUUUGCCUGGUGUUAUGGAAAGGUGGGCUUUAUGCUGUUUUAGAAGCGCUUGAACUGUGGUUUAUUUUUUAUCAGGACAAAAUACUUCAAGGGUGAAAAAGUACUGUUUUUUUUUUUUGUCAAAUGAACCUCAUGCUAACUAUCACACCAACAUUGUGUUGCACCCCACAUGUGCUUUUCUAUUGAAACAUCUGAGAUUGUAAUCCCAUGUUGGCAUGUCAUGUUGUGCUUAUGUAUGCAUAUGUGUGAUUGGACAACGCGGUGUAAGACUCAAAAGAAGACAUGUUUGCAUAAGAACAGUACCGGUUACUUGUUUUGAGCUGAAUACUUGUAUCAUCAUUGGUAACAUGCUAUGAUUAGCAUUCAACUCAAAGCACAGUUGAGUGUAAAUCAGAUGAAACUUGAGCUAAAUCUGACUCUGGGGUGGAACAUGAUGAAUUAAAGAGUAAAGAAUGAUUCACUGUAGUUAUGAUCAGGAUUUUUCUCUUGGUGUUAACACAGCCAUCGUUUGGGGACCCUCAAAAUAUUACACCUUAAAAUUAGCAUGUUAGCAAACCUGCUAGUGCAUAUGCUAACAGUGAAAACUAAAUUUAGUGUUUGGCUUGUUUUAAUGCAAACGUUCGGUAUGACAUGUUUAUCAUGCAAGUGUGCUAAUAUGGUAUUGUUUGUUAUAUAACAUGCUAGCAGGCUAUCUAGGCACUUAUAUGUUAGACAGCUGUGACUUACAGGCUUUCUGAAGUGUUUGAACAAGCAGUGGAAAAGUGAUCUGAUGAUGGCACCACAUCACAAAUGUUUCUACAAAAAUAUAAUUCCAUCUAAUUGUUCAAAUAUUUGUCCCUGAAGGACAACACACCGGAUUAACUGUGGCCAGAUUCUGUUCAGUUUUCUUCCCUGAGAGCAGGUAGAGGAAGGUUGUGUAUGUUUGUAUAUUGCCCAGUAACCAGCGACUCUUGUAAUGCAUGCACUGAACUUAUCUCUUCAGUAAAGGCACUUAGAGGGGAGGUUAUGCUGAACAGUGUGUAUGUAUGUGCGUUUGUGUAUGUAUGAGUUAUAUUUGUAUGCGAUCAUGUGGGACAUAUCAGUCCCAUGCAGUUAAAAUGACUAAUGAACAAAAUAAAAAUUGAUUUGAGGUAUAAUGCUA
Labrus bergylta (ballan wrasse) is the source of this 4570-nucleotide messenger RNA. RefSeq names its product protein phosphatase, Mg2+/Mn2+ dependent, 1Bb (gene ppm1bb). NCBI's taxonomy places the organism in Eukaryota, Metazoa, Chordata, Actinopteri, Labriformes, Labridae. The record is from RefSeq and is a predicted model, not a curated record. Gene Ontology annotation, cellular component: cytosol; nucleus. Gene Ontology annotation, molecular function: protein serine/threonine phosphatase activity; magnesium ion binding; manganese ion binding. Gene Ontology annotation, biological process: peptidyl-threonine dephosphorylation; positive regulation of canonical NF-kappaB signal transduction; negative regulation of canonical NF-kappaB signal transduction.